Messenger RNA from Patiria miniata (bat star), 4249 nucleotides. Its product is annotated as sialidase-3-like. Lineage: Eukaryota; Metazoa; Echinodermata; Asteroidea; Valvatida; Asterinidae. Gene Ontology annotation, molecular function: exo-alpha-sialidase activity. The record is from RefSeq and is a predicted model, not a curated record. Gene Ontology annotation, biological process: oligosaccharide catabolic process; ganglioside catabolic process. Bases 270 to 1838 code for a protein of 522 amino acids. Gene Ontology annotation, cellular component: lysosome; cytoplasm; membrane. The transcript is spliced from 11 exons.
GGCAUUCAAGAGUUUUUUGUAAAGUGUUCCGUCAUCAAAAAGGGUAUACCAUCAAAAAGUGCUGAGUGAGAGAAUUUACUGUUGUAAUGUUCCCUAAUGAGAGCUCAGAUUGCUUCCAAAUAGAACUUAUAGAAGCUGUUCAAACUCUCUGUGCAAAAUGUUUUUGGACUUUUCAAAGACAGCGUUGGGGAACAAGUUGAUGAUAGUUCUGCACGUCUACCUGCGAUCGAUUAAGCCAAAAUAGGCAUGGUCAUGAUGGUAGGCCAAGAAUGAGGUCUGCACGCAAGGUUAGAUCUAACCUGCUUCUGUUGGGUAUCUCCCUAGGAACCCUUUUCUUUGCCGCUUGGAAACUUGGUGUCGAGAGCUCCUUGAAGAACGCACUUGAUGAACACAUGCAGGUGCAUAAGCCCAUGGAGGUUCCACAGGCACCCUGGACCACUGCCAACAGAGCAUCUAGUCACAAAGUGGGUAGCUUUCCAUCGGAUCAUAAACUUAACUCCACAAUGUACACACUGGAUAAUAAUCACCUAGAACAACUUGUCAAAAGCCUUCAACUGAAGCUAGACGAUGCCUGGGUGUCUGAAACCCCAUCACUUUUUGCAAAGGAAGAGUUUAAGGAUUUAGACAUUCCAGAGUUUCAAGCAAGAGUGCCAGCGGUAGUGUACCAUAAGGAGACGAUCUUGGCUUUCUGCGAGGCCAGGUUUGACACGGUGAUGGACUGGGGGAACAUGAUGAUUAGCUUGAGGCGUGGUAAGCUGACAGGACAAGACGUCACCUGGGAGAGAAUACGACUUAUUGCCGGGAUACCAGGACACAGGACCAUGAAUCCCACUCCCAUUGUUGACCAUAAGAAGAAUGCCAUUGUCUUAGUGUUCUCCGCCUUCCCAACAAACAUGACCUUCUUUGAUUUGGUCAAACGCAGGGGCAAACGAUUAUCAAGAGUUUACGUUAUAAAGAGUUAUGAUGUUGGCUUGACCUGGACGGACCCCGUAGAAAUCACCAAUCAGACCAUCGGCAAGAUGAAACCUUUCCCUGUUUUAUAUGCACCAGGGCCUGGACAUUCCAUACAGAUGAAAAGUGGAAGGCUAAUAGUUCCCGGAAAUUUCUUCACUACAGAGAGAAGAAGAAGUAUCUCUGGCAUGUGCUCUGACUGUACCAACCUGGCCAGCAUAAUAUACAGUGACGACGGGGGCAUAACGUGGCAUCUAGGGGCCGAGACAAAUCCUGCCAAAGAUGCCAGGGGGGCUCGAAUAUACCCAAAUGAAGCUCAGCUUGCUGAAGUUGAGGACGGCACUCUCUACAUGAACCUCCGCACUCUGGAUGGCGUGCAGCCCAGGGCUUAUUGCUAUAGUUACGACGGCGGCCAAUCAUUGACCCCCGUUCAACUCCAUCCUACUCUGGUGGAGCCGGGGUAUAGGAAGAAAAACAAUGUAUGGAAACCCACAUCUCCAGGUGGUUGUCAAGGGAGUGUCAUCGCAGUCAAUUUUGGAAGUCCCAGUCAACGUCCGACGUCGCAGCAGAAAUGGCUGGUUUUCUCCAAUCCAGCUGACCCUUUGAGCCGUGUCAACCUGGGCAUCCGGGUCUCUGCGGACAGGGGCAGCUCCUGGAGCAAUCCCUGGAUAAUCUUUCCUUAUAAGGCGGGCUACUCGGACAUGGUGUACAUCGAGACCACUGUGGCUGGUAAACCGGUGCAGUACUUUGCCAUUAUAUUCGAAGGGGGGAGCUCCCGAUUCUCCGACCACGUGAAAUUCCGGAUGUUUAACAUAGAGGCGCUCAUACAAAAUAUAUUGAAGCAUGAAACAAAUGAGAGACUACACCGACGGCCGUCUGAAAUCUAAAUUGCGUUGUAGUUACUUCUUAUUUUAGUUCCUUCUCCUGCCUGAUUAUCCCCUCCUAUUACACCCCUAUUUAUCUCACACUUCAGGGACGGAUACAGGAGGGGGUGGGGGGGGGGGGGCAGGUGUGAAAUGUAACAAGCAGCAAAUGGUGAAGGCAAGUUAGGCGCCUUUGCCGAAGGCCAAGGGGGGGGGGGACAUAUUGUGAUUAGUAAUGCGAGCGUGUAGCACGAAGCAGUAACUGUGUGGGGUCCGGGGCCUACUUAAGGGCCCCUGAACAUUUUGGAUUCUAGAUGCUCUGUGGUGCAAUCUCAGGCAAUAUCUGACGACUUUAACCAAUUCAAUUUUUAGCAAAAUAUCAUCAUUUAUACAUCAUUUUCGAGUUUGGAGUCAUUGAAUCAGCUAUCCUGAGCUGUAAAAUCAAACUGUAGACAAUAUUUAUCUAUUUGGUAUUUUUUUUUGGAAGAUUGCGUCGGAAAGAGAAAGUGCCUAAGACUUCUAAUUAAUUGUGACAUCAGCACACAGUUUCACAAGAGAAAAAGUCAAAAAUAUUUCCCCGAAUUCAAACAUUUUGGAAAGAAGUCUUCCGAAUUGGCAUUAAUUCAAAUGUAAUAUUAUUGUACCAGGAUACAAGUAUUGAAUGCAAUACUGUAUACAUGUAUUUUUUUAUGUAUUUUUUUUUAUAAAGCGUACUCUUACUUGUUCACGUUGUCUGAUUCUGUCCCUCGUCUUGUCAUACCACAAAUAAUCAAUGACAUGUUUUAUUUCUGCUUUUGAUAUAUCUAUCCAAUCAAUGAUUCUGACCAUAUAAAUUAUACUUUCGAAAUCAUAUUUUCGAAAUGUGUGCAUACAAAUAUUGUAUGUCGUUUGGGAUUAUAAAUUUUGUUCCAAAAGUAAUUACUGCAAAUUACUUUUACAUGUACUAUAAUAUUUCAGUAUUUUUAUUUUAAAAUUUGUUUUUAAAGUUUUGUUCUUCUUUGUUUGUUUUGUUUUUGUUUGUUUUUUGUUUUUGCUGUCUUGCCAAGAUGUAUUAAUGUUAGGGUGUAUUUACUUCCAAUUCAAAUUAGCUAUUUUUUUGGCUGCGUUGGAACCUUUGAGAUAUGCAUAUGGUUUUUCUUUAUUGUAGGGAGACUUAAAGGUAUUAUACAACGUUUGCAAACAUCAAAAAACAAAAACAAAACUACUAAAUUAUUAUAAAAAUACCUUACUGCACUGUUCUUGAAUGACAGUCUAAAGCAUCUUGUAAAAUCACGGCACCUGGUGUGCUUUCAUUUCCAAAAACUGGCCUUUUCAAUAUACUGCCCCCAAUUUACCAUAUUUAGUUAGUCCGCCUUUUGUUUGCAAUCGUACUUGCAAGCCAGCUGGACUGGGUCCCUGACCUUCACAAUUUCCCGACGUCUAUAAAUUGUUUUGUUUUAUCUUAAACCGGAACAUGACUGUUUUUAAUGGUUUUUCCGGAAUCUACGAAAAUAAAACUUCAAACGAGUCGGUGUAACAAUUUUUGUUAUAAAAUACUAACCCCAGAUCCAUCCAUUUCUGAAAAUUACAGCAAAAGCAAAUUAAUUCCCUUAAAAUACCGUUCACUAAAACAAAAAACACACGCACAUACACGCCAGUGCCAGUUCAAGUUUGUUUUUUUUUGUAAUUUAAACAAAAUGUACAAAAUGAAGCCUUGAUGUAUGUUUCCAUGCCGUUGCGUAAAACCAAUAAGUUAUUACAAUAUUAUGUUUGUACUUUGUACAUACAUUUGUAUUAACAGAGACAUUGUUUCAUAUCCGUGUCUGGUAAACAUAUUGUGAUUGUGUAAAAUAAUAACAAGUUAGGGGUGCUGCAGGAAACGAACGAGGCCAAAACAACAUCCGGUUUCUGGUUCGGUGGAGUAUACGUCAUGUGAUGAUGAUACUCUUGUGCCUUGUAAUAUUGCCAUACUAAACCUUGCCAGUUUGCCAAAUGUGCAUCUCUUAAAGAGACAAUGCAUAUGAAAUUAACAGUCACUUCAAGACAUUAACAGGUUUCUUAUAUCGUGUCUUAAUAAACUAUAUUAGACAGUUUCCACCGAAAUGUACAGGGUGAGUAAUGGUUGGACCAUUGAAGGGAGUUCUGAAUGUAGCACUUUAAAAAUCUAGGAUAUAAAAGCCGAAUUCCUAAGCUUUCGUUUAGAACCACUUGUAAUCAUUUAGAUCACUCAUGUAAUAGUCAAGUUACGGAAUUUUAAACACAACCACCGUUUCAAACUUCUGCCCAUUGAUCAAGUGUUCUUUUUCAGCAAGACAAAUACAAUUCACAUACAACUCCAUUAUUAUAUGUUCAUUUUCUUUUCUGCUGAAAGAACACCAACCUUUUUUUAUGAUCCGCGGACAGAACUUUUAAACUAUAACUUAAAAGUACAUGGGUGAUUUGAAUGAUUCUUGUAC